Molecule: messenger RNA, 300 nt
Organism: Venustampulla echinocandica
Lineage: Eukaryota; Fungi; Ascomycota; Leotiomycetes; Helotiales; Pleuroascaceae
Exons: 1
Coding region: 1-300 (99 amino acids)
Source: RefSeq, a predicted model, not a curated record
AUGAGUAGCCCGGCCUUGCGAGCACGACUUGCGUGCUGCUGUACCACAGAGGCACGCCGGCUCAAUCGACGAAUUGGAGAUCUCUACAACGUUAUCAGCGCCGAGCAACGAUUCAACGAUGCUUGGGGCGCGGAUGCAUUCUGCCCUUGCAAGUUGCAACGUUCGAACCUUGUCCUCUACGCUUUCGGAUCUCUAAGAACCGGCGCGAACGAAAGAAUGGGAAUGGCGUGGCAUGGCACCUUGCAAUCUACAGCAGAGAAUGGCACCGUGGCAGGGACUAUCCGUCAUCGUCUCCAAUAA